AUGAAUGGAUGCUCUGACUCGGAGCCCCACCUCCACCGAACCCUCAAGAUAACCCCGACACCCGAACCGAUGUGGCACAUGCCUACGCCACAAACGACCGCGUCGUCGCCACCGCACCCACCGCGCCGCGCCGCGCGCCACGGUCGGAACGAUGGGGAAAUCGGAAGAAAUGACGAGCGAGGGGGGAGGGAGGGAGGGGAGAGGGGGACCGAGGGGAAAGGCUACCUAGCCGCUUGGAUACAUGGGUACAUGUGUUACGUUGAGAGUGGAGACGUUGGUGGUGGUGGUGGUGGUGGUGAUCCUUCGAGGGGGAGGGAUCGGGAGAAGAGGGGAGGGAAUGGAUCAUCAACACCUUCAACACCUCCAACCAACACCCACACCAUUUCACAUCUCAGUUCACACCGUUCAUCAUCCUCUCAUACCCUGCAGGUCUCAAACACCAACCGACUCAUCACCAAAACAGCGAUACAGAAAGACAUCAACAGACAUAAAGAUAUAGAUCGAUAG
Tremella mesenterica DSM 1558 is the source of this 507-nucleotide messenger RNA. RefSeq lists its product as uncharacterized. The transcript has 4 exons. The record is from RefSeq and is a predicted model, not a curated record. Lineage: Eukaryota; Fungi; Basidiomycota; Tremellomycetes; Tremellales; Tremellaceae. The coding region runs from base 1 to 507 and encodes 168 amino acids.